ACAGCUGUCUUUUCGUGGCUCCCUGGGCCCAGCAAGCUGUCCUGGGUGGGACUGAGCUGAGUGGGGCAGUCCUGUGCAGCGUCCAGUGAGGCUGUGCUCCCGCAGGCAAAUGCAGCCAGAGAUCGGCUCUGAGCAGCAGUUCUGACCGGUGAGAGCUGCUGCUGAUGGACGGAUGGACGGAUGGAUGGAUGGAUGGAUCGGUGAGGAGGGAGUGGCAAAGGCAAGCCUAGAGUCUGCACUGCCUUCAAGGCCAGCGGCCAUGCCCGUUCCGCUGCUCCCACUGCUGCUGCGGACGCUGCUGUCCCGCCUGCUGCUGCCCGCUGCCCGCCUGGCCCGCCGGCACCUCCUGCCCCUGCUGCGCCACCUGGCUCGCCGCCUGGCCUCCCAGGACAUGCGAGAGGCUUUGCUGAGCUGUCUGUUGUUCAUCCUCAGCCAGAGACACCCGCCGGAUGCUGGGGAGGCCUCCAGAGUAGCCCACUCUGAGAGGAGGGAGAGGCUAGCCCCCCAAAAAUGAGGCCACAAGUCCUGGGAGAAGCUGUAUUCAUUGAACCGCUUUCUUUUGGAGUGAGACAGUCCUGGCACUGUCACUGGCCACAGCCUGCCCAGUGGGGGACUGAGCAUGAGGGGUCAGACCAGGACAUGCCUCCCCACUCCCAGCGGAAAUGACUGGAAGGAUGCCCUGCAUCGAACGGGAAACCCAUCACUACCCCUCCCUCCCCCUGCAUUCCUCCCAAGACCCUUCCUAACCACCUCUGGCCUGAGCCCAGAGAGGAACUCACUCGCCCCUACCCCCAGCACUCGGGGAUGCGGGGUCCCGUGAUAGACAACGCUUAUGCCAAGGACAACUGAAAAUUGAGCUGAAUUGAGAGAAGAGAUUUCAACCUGUCUUCCAGACUCAGUACCUCAAAAUAAGACCUUGGUUCCCU
This is a messenger RNA of Equus quagga, 926 nucleotides long. RefSeq names its product myomixer, myoblast fusion factor (gene MYMX). Lineage: Eukaryota; Metazoa; Chordata; Mammalia; Perissodactyla; Equidae. Bases 173 to 514 code for a protein of 113 amino acids. The transcript has 2 exons. Gene Ontology annotation, cellular component: plasma membrane; endoplasmic reticulum membrane; Golgi membrane. Gene Ontology annotation, biological process: skeletal muscle organ development; myoblast fusion. The record is from RefSeq and is a predicted model, not a curated record.